AUGCAGAGCUUUGGCAAAGGUCCUGGUGCCUUGGGUGGGGUGGUCAUGCGCGAUCCUUUGAUCAAGAAAUACAUGGCCAACUCUGUACGAGGCCUGAUGUACUCAAACGGGCCUUCCUUCCCCACAAUCGCCGCUAUCAAAGCUUCGUUCUCCACCCUCAGCAGCGCAGACGGGAAGCAACGCCGCCAGAGGCUACGCACAAAUAUUAAGCUCUUCCAUCGGCUCAUUCUCAUGCAUCCAAUGCAACAGACUAUCUCAAAUUCCAGUGUUCUAAAGUUCCCCUCUAUUGAGCAUGAUAAGAACGAGGAGAUUUCCGUGGCCAUCAUCCCUAUCAUGAGUGAACAAGGACAAUGUCACAAGCUACAGCAGAGGCUGCAGGAAUACAGGUUCCGCACACAUGUGGUCCUAUAUCCUGCUGUAUCCAAGGAGGAGAAGCGUGUCCGCUUGAUGCUACAUGCGGAUAACAAGCCGGAUGAGAUCAGAGGCUUUGUGCAUGUGUUGAUGAACUGGGGUUGGGAAAGGGUGCAGGUUGGGGCCAAGCCUGGGUCUCGACUGUAA
Molecule: messenger RNA, 558 nt
Organism: Aspergillus niger
Lineage: Eukaryota; Fungi; Ascomycota; Eurotiomycetes; Eurotiales; Aspergillaceae
Exons: 3
Coding region: 1-558 (185 amino acids)
Biological process (GO): biosynthetic process
Molecular function (GO): pyridoxal phosphate binding
Source: RefSeq, a predicted model, not a curated record